Chiloscyllium plagiosum (whitespotted bambooshark) is the source of this 3852-nucleotide messenger RNA. RefSeq names its product proteinase-activated receptor 1-like. Gene Ontology annotation, molecular function: thrombin-activated receptor activity. The record is from RefSeq and is a predicted model, not a curated record. Gene Ontology annotation, cellular component: plasma membrane. NCBI's taxonomy places the organism in Eukaryota, Metazoa, Chordata, Chondrichthyes, Orectolobiformes, Hemiscylliidae. Gene Ontology annotation, biological process: blood coagulation; thrombin-activated receptor signaling pathway; positive regulation of Rho protein signal transduction.
UUAAAAGAUGUACCUGUCUUCUCCACACUGACACUGAUUCAUUUAAAGCAGGUCCACUUUGGGCAUCUUGCAGUUUGAAAGUUGCAGGAAUUAAAAAAUAUACACACACAUAUUUUAGUCUUGGUUACAUUGCUUUGACUGGAAAGAGUUAUUAGUUCUGUUAGAGGGGGAGGAGGAAUCUGGGAGGUGGGAUUCCUUUCAAUCUGCCGGAAAUAGCGGAGUUAUGAAAUCAAAGCGUGGUGGUGACAGAGGAACAGUGUGAGAGAAACCCCCCCAUACACACAGACUUACAGAGCUAACAGCAGCUGGAACUCCACACCAGUCCACACUGAAAGCAAAAAGAUUUUUAAAAAGGAGUCACCUCGACUGGUUCCUCAUCAGUUGGUCUGGAGAUUCUCGCUCGGAGGGAGCAGUAACGGUACUAAUCUAAAGCCAGGCUCCGGAUUGUACAGAGAACCACAGCAACUUCCACUCGGAUAUGGGCUGGACAGUUCAGCUUGUGUUGGGGGUCGCCCUGGUCUCCACCAUCUCAGCUCUCAACACUGGCAAAUCAUCACAAAAUCAAGUGCGUCCCAGAACCUUUGCAGCUGUUUGGACUCAUAAACCUUUGGAAGUUUUUGAUCUUGAUGGAAAAAUUGAAGGCGAAGGUUCAGGCCUGUAUGAUGGAAGUGGAUUCACUGAUGGAUCUGGAUUUGGAUCACAUGAAAAUAAACCCACCAUCCCUGUCAAAAUCCAUGAAGAACACCACAUGCAACAUGUAGCCAUCUCAAAUACAGCAGAACAAUACUUAACUAGUCAAUGGAUGACUGCAUUUAUUCCUUCAGUUUACACCAUUGUUUUUGCAUUGGGAUUGCUUCUCAACUGUAUGGCAAUCUUAAUGAUUCAUUUCAGGAUGAAAUGUAAAAAGCCGGCUGUAAUUUACAUGAUGAAUUUGGCAGCAGCAGAUCUGUUAUUUCUGCUGAUGCUGCCUCUAAAAAUUGCUUACCAUUUUUCUGGCAAUAACUGGGGAUUUGGCUCUUUCCUCUGCCGAUUGGUUACUGGUGGAUUUUAUGCGUAUAUGUACUGUUCAGUGCUGCUGAUGAUGUGCAUAAGUAUUGACCGAUUUCUCGCUGUAGUCUAUCCAAUACGAUCUGCUACCUGGAGGACCCGGGGGCGUACAGUUGUAAUUUGCCUUGUGAUGUGGCUUGUAGCUAUUGGUGGUGUCCUCCCUCUUUUCCUUACUGAGCAAACAGUGUAUGUCACUGAGCUGGGCAUUACAACCUGCCAUGAUGUGCUACCCCUCUCCACCUUACAGAGCUACUCUGUCUACUAUUUUCCCACUUUGUGUUUUCUGCUGUUUGUAAUUCCCCUGCUUGUGACUUCAGUCUGCUAUAUAUGUAUUAUCUCAACCCUUCAUUCAGCAAAUGUUGCAAGCAAGUGCAAGAAAACACGUGCUAUCUGUUUGGCUGUGAUUGUGCUUUCUGUCUUUAUUGUCUGUUUUGCACCAUCUAACAUUAUUUUGCUUAUACACUAUCUUCAUUUUUAUUAUGCACCAAGUGAUGCUCUCUAUUUUGCUUACAUGCUGUGUGUGUGCAUUGGCAGUGUUAGCUGCUGCCUUGAUCCUUUGAUUUAUUAUUAUGGCUCAUCUCUGUUCCAAAUGCAUUUUCAGAAUCUUUUGUGCUCUAGGUAUGUCACUGAAUCUGAGAAUAGUGAAACAGAUUCUAAGAGCUGUAAAACAGGAACCUCCAGUUUCAAUGAUACUUCCUACAAAAAAUUAAUAGCCUAAAUUGAUUUUUUUUGUCUUUUUUUUAUUUUAGACAUGUACAAUUCACUGCAAUUUGGCCUUAUUAUGUGACAGUAUCUUCUAACUUUGUGACUUCAUUGGAUCCCAUUUCUCGAUGUCAUUUUUUUCUAUUGGACAUUUAAUUAAGAGCUUUUUUUUCCAGUUAUAUUUCACAUUGUAUAUUUUCUCUGUCAAAUAGUUUGAGAACUUAUUUGUUGCUGGAAUUCCAUUACAGUUCGGUGUAAUUGAUUGAUAAACACCUUAAUCCUCGAGUUUCUCUGCAUUGCAAAAAUAAUCAAUGGGAUUAAAAUAAACAGUCGCUAUUCUUAGCUUGUUGAAUUAUUCUUUUCGGUUUAAUAUUGCUGGGUAAUCUUUAGUUAUAUUCUUGUUUCCCAUCUGGGUGAUACGUUUUACAAAAAACCCCUCUGAUCAAAAUAAAAUUGCUACCAGGAUUUGUCUGUGGUAAGGAUGGCGAACUGUUAGUAUUCACCAUCAUCAUUCCACUGAAACUGACAACAACUUUGCGAGUUUCGACACCAGAAGAACAGGCUGGAAACAAGAUGUCCUGUCCUUGAGUCUUUACUUCUCCACAGGAUGAGCUAGAGGCCCCAACAAACAUAAGAUCUCUCUAACCAUGUCAGUCUUGCCAAAACUAAAACCCAGGAAAGUUGCAUCAUGUUGAAUGAAGUGCUACUGAGUUUUUAGCAGUGUAACAAUUUCUAGUUAUUGUUAAACACUCUGGCUAGCUCUGAAAAGCUAAUUCUAUGUUUGUGGAAUAGUUAAAAAUUCCACAUAUUUUUAUAAGCAUUAAAAAAGUGAAAGUUUGAUUAUUUUUACUUCUAUUAUAAUAGUCAUGCAAUUGUUUCACAUACAUUAAGAGAUGACAUUUAAAGUUCAUUUUCAGUGCUUUCAGCUUCCUGAUUUGCUGGUUGUGAACACAACAAAAUUAUUUGAUUGCCUUCGUACAUGAUGUCUUCAUGACUGCUGAAUGCCAAGAGAUCUCCUUAGUUUUGUAUGAGAUUUAAACUCUCGUGGGUUAAAAGGAAAUUCCCACUUCUAAGAUUAUUUUAUCUUUGUGGGCAGUUUUCUUUAGGGUCAGCAGUGAACACCCUUACUUCUCUGCUGCACAAGAUUCAGGGUAGUACUGUACUUGUUCAUCCAGUAUCUCAAAAAGCUACCAAAACAGUAUAAUGAAAAAACCAGUGACAGAAUCAAACUUAAUCUGUCCCUCAGACAUAAAUGAACUUGUAAUUCUAACAUCUUUUUUGAUUGCUUAGCUUGUUAAAAACAUUAUUUUAGCUCCCAUUGUAUCUGCCAACAUUUCAAAAAUAAGUACAGUGAACUUAAUAUUUGGAUAAUUUAAUUAAGUAGAAGGAAAAACAAGCUCCACAUUAAAUUUGGCAUCAAAAUGAAAAUAGUGGCUUAUAAUUCAGUAAAUGUAGUUCUCUGAUAUUAACCAUUUAUCUUGUUGGAAAUAUAAAAGCCAAUUGUAUGGAUGUGAAUUGUGGAAUUGUGCAUUUAUUCUCUUAUUUGUUUCAGAUGUUUAUGACCAAGUGGUAACUACAUUUCAGAAAGUAAUUAAUUAGCUGCAAAGCACUGAGGUUAUGAAAAGCACUAUGUAAAUGUAGAUUUUUUGUGUGUUACAAGAUAUUUGGUCCUUUUUAUUAUUGCCAGAGUUGGCCCUUUCAAUAUGUAAAAAUAUAAAGUGUAAUUUUAAGUUCUUUAAAGGUAAUAUUUACAUAAUCAUACUCAAUGAGAUGAAUCUGUGAAUAUUCAUUAAUUUUACAACUGUUAUUUACAGAAGCUCUUCAACCAAAUAGUGAGUAGUAAUGAUUAGAAAUGUUACAAUACUAUUACUCUCCAGUCCAGAUCAAGCACCCAUUCUAUCAAUCUGUUACAAAAAUGGGUUCAAGCUAAUUUGUGCAUUAAUAUGAAAUAACUUUCUAGUUGAAAAGACUAUAUGUUAUUGAAUGCUACUAGUAAUGUGAGAGAAAGAAUCUUCCUGAAAUGUGUAUGUUUGUAUAUAAUGUUACAACAUUGUUCUCUAUUUUUAUGUAUUACUGCAGAAUAAUAAAGUUUCAUUUAUUAGA